Molecule: messenger RNA, 1390 nt
Organism: Populus nigra (black poplar)
Lineage: Eukaryota; Viridiplantae; Streptophyta; Magnoliopsida; Malpighiales; Salicaceae
Exons: 9
Coding region: 235-1206 (323 amino acids)
Source: RefSeq, a predicted model, not a curated record
AAAUCAAUCCGUUUUAUUGAUUUUAUUUUAUUUGAGAAAAUACAAACCAAAAAAGUUCUGGAUCUCGAUUGUGUGCGUGUGUGAGAGAGAGAGGAUCAACUAUUAAUCUCGACGAAUCAGAGGAGCUGUUUUUUAGUAAUAAAAGGAAGAAAGAAGGGAUUUUGAUUUGCUCUACAUCCAUCCAUCACUUUGAUUCUCCUCUCCUCCCGUCUCUGAAGAAAGGAUUUGUCGACAAUGAGAAUGGGAGCUGUUGCUGCGAUAUGGUGGUUAACGGUGGUUGCUGCUGCAUCUCGCCUUUCAUUCCUGCACGCCUCUUCUCCAUCAUCAACUACUGUCCCAGCUUUCCUCUGGUCUCCUCACCAUCCUCAUCAUCAAAUGAGUGAAGUAGUGAAUUAUCAGACCAUUUCUUCAAAAGAUCUUGCCAGGUCAGUUCUGUCUGAAGGAGGCUGGUCAAACUUACUGUGCUCAGAAAAGAAAGUUCAGCAGUCUGUGGAUCUGGCGCUUGUAUUUAUUGGCAGGGGGCUGCUUUCCACUGAUGUUUCUGCAAACAAAAACACAGAUCCAGCUCUUGUGAACUUGCUCAAGGUUUCUUAUACCGAGUCCAAUUUUUCCAUGGCAUUUCCUUAUGUUGCUGCUUCAGAGGAGGCAAUGGAGAAUUCAUUGGUUUCUGGGUUUGCAGAAGCUUGUGGGCAGGAUUUAGGAAUCAGUAAUGUUGCUUUUUCAGAAUCAUGUUCUUUAGAGGGUGAAAACUUUCAAAAGCUUGCAAACCUGCACGCCAUCAAUGACUAUCUGGCUUCAAGGAUGGAGAAGAGGCCUAGUGGCCAUACUGACCUGGUUGUAUUCUGUUAUGGAGGCUCCAAUUCAAUGAAAGGACUUGACCAACCACAAAGUGAAAGUGAAAUUUUCUCUGAGCUCAUCAGCUCUGUGGAGAUGUUGGGGGGGAAAUAUUCCGUUCUCUAUGUUUCAGAUCCCUUCCGAUCAAUCCACCUUCCUUAUCAUCGAGAACUAGAAAGGUUUCUUGCUGAAAGUGCUGCAGGAAAUGCAUCACUGAAUUCCACACACUGCGAUGAAGUUUGCCAGAUCAAAUCAUCACUUUUGGAAGGAGUUUUAGUUGGGAUUGUUUUGCUUAUCAUUUUGAUAUCAGGCCUUUGCUGUAUGAUGGGCAUUGACACUCCAACAAGAUUUGAGGCUCCCCAAGACUCUUAAUCGGUUGCAUGUGGGGAGAUGAUGCCUUUGUUUUGUACCACCAAGUACUUUUGUCUUGGGCAUUUGUGAAAGAGAUUAGUUUGGUUGUUAUAUAGUUGUCACUGAACGGAGAUGCUGUCUUGUAUUAUUUAAACAAGUGUUAUCUUAUGAUGGUAAUAAUGGAGCAUUUUAGUGUUUUUGUUAA